CGCAGCACUCGGAUCAGUAUUAGUACCUAUUCUCCUACCCAUCUCCUUCCACUCCUGGGACAUCCGAUACGUGACCGGUGGUUCGAGUCCACCGCUUAGCCUUCCUCUACCGACUUGUCAAUCCCAACCUCAACCACCCUUCAUAUAUCAUCCAUCGCCUCCCUCUCAGCCAUCACAAUGUCCACGAACAGACCAUUCCUGGCCAAUUUCCUUGCGGCCUUCCGGGCACAGUCUACAUACAAAGCCUCCACCGCCGGCACUCAAUCCACAUCAGCCUCGAUAUCCUCUGCCCAGAUCUCCCAGAGUGCUGCUCGAGCAAUCGCCACGAAAGCCAGCAACAACUCGGAAGCGUCCUCGGCAUCAUCCUCCACAGCACACCAUUAUCAUCAUCACUCGACCUCCUCAUCUUCACACUCUCGCCCGCACUCCCACCACCGCGGCCCCCUGGCCCAGGGCCAAGGCCAGGAGCAGUCCAGCCCCGCAUCCCCGCCCCCGUCAUCAGCCACGACUCCACCCCAAGCCGCCGCCGGCGCAUCGUCUCCCCCACCGACUCCUGCCGCCUCGAACCCUAUCCCCAUCACCAAUAGUCAUGGCCGUCAACGGCGCGGCAGUGACAGCUCCAGCGGCUCGGGCGGGUUCCGCGACGCCCUCGGUCCCGAGAAAUGGUACAUCGGCGGCCGGACGCCCGGCGGCGAAGAGAGGUUCUAUCGAUUAGGCAUGGUCACCAAGGGAGGGGGUCGCCUUGGAGGAAGCGGCCGGGUGGGGAGUAUCGAUCAGCUAAGUCUCUGAUCACUAUCGAGGCCGGCCCGAUUUGGGAUCCUCCCACUCACAAGCUCCUCUUGUCUCUGCUUUCUUUUCGGUGACUGGCCUUUUGGGCCACCGGGACUCGCUUGAUGCGAACUAUAUUCC
Aspergillus brunneoviolaceus CBS 621.78 is the source of this 909-nucleotide messenger RNA. RefSeq lists its product as uncharacterized. The transcript has a single exon. The coding region runs from base 178 to 789 and encodes 203 amino acids. NCBI's taxonomy places the organism in Eukaryota, Fungi, Ascomycota, Eurotiomycetes, Eurotiales, Aspergillaceae. The record is from RefSeq and is a predicted model, not a curated record.